Molecule: messenger RNA, 731 nt
Organism: Sphaeroforma arctica JP610
Lineage: Eukaryota; Ichthyosporea; Ichthyophonida
Exons: 1
Coding region: 198-731 (177 amino acids)
Source: RefSeq, a predicted model, not a curated record
GCCAUAUACUAUAUUGUGUUGUUGAUGUAAAAACAAGUUCGAAUAAAUAUUUAUUUACUACGACAACCAUUUGCUAUCUACGCUCGCUUUAGACAUCAUAAUUUUUGACUUCGUGACUUCGGACUUGCUACCACCUCGUCUUCCAACUAAAACCACUCAAGGUUCAGCUGUCAUGGGACAGAGGGAACUCUAUCAUUAUGAGCCAGCAACAGAUUCAGGCUGUCAUGGGCCAACUGGCGCUUCACUUUCAAACCAACUAUCCACAACAAUGGGCGAGUAUGAAUCCGCAGCAACAGCAAGUGUAUGUAUAUAACAUGGCAUUGCAACAGCUCGGACAAUCAGCGCCUGCACAAGCACAGUCGCAACUACAACACACACAGCAGCGAUGCCAAAUAGUGGAAGAGAGCUCACAAAGGUAUUCACAGAGGCAGGUAAAUGUGACCUCGAAUUCAUCAUUCAAUAGUGGACUCAAUACGUCUCGUCAGGCUAGCAUAUCGAGUCAGGGAUAUAGCACAAAUGAGGCAGAUCUCAGCUUAAAUCCCAAUCAACAAAUGGGUGCACUGGCUCCAAACGAGCUUAAAAACCCCGCUCUAAUGACAGAGAAAGAAAAGCUGGAGCUGGUGAAGAGUCGUCUCGCCGAGCAGCAGUCACAGAGGGCACGAUUAUUGCAGGAAACCAAGGAAAGAAUGAGACAGAACUCACAGCUUAAACCCAAGGUACACGAUCCAUAA